Messenger RNA from Mesocricetus auratus (golden hamster), 619 nucleotides. RefSeq names its product protein TCL1B2-like. The transcript is spliced from 4 exons. Gene Ontology annotation, biological process: positive regulation of peptidyl-serine phosphorylation. The record is from RefSeq and is a predicted model, not a curated record. Lineage: Eukaryota; Metazoa; Chordata; Mammalia; Rodentia; Cricetidae. Bases 106 to 504 code for a protein of 132 amino acids. Gene Ontology annotation, molecular function: protein serine/threonine kinase activator activity.
CUCAUGCCUUAUCAUCCCAGCCCCUGCUGCAACCCAUGGUUAGUUCCCCCCUUGAUCCUGCAGGACUCAUUUUAAGGAAACCACCAGCUCCUUGGGCUCCUCACUAUGGCUGCUGCUCCCCUGGUUCACCCUUCCAUGCUUACCUCGGAAUUACCUGGUUACUACAGGGAUGAGAACCAGAGACUCUGGAUGGUUGUAGGCCUGGGAAUUUCUCCCGAUCAUCCAAGUCAUAUCAUGCCUCGAGACUCUAUCAUUGUCAAGUUGUGGCAUGUGGGCGAAUGCUGCAAGGAACUCCUGACCCGCUUCUUCCCAAGUUUUACAUGUCUCCCCAGUGGGUGGCAGACACAUUCUAUGUUUAUAUACUCUGGGGCAGACUUAAGCGUCUGGAAAUUAGUGGACCAUUACUACAUUGAAAACAGAGCAAAUAUCGUCCUACUGAAGGAGCCCGAACUUGGUCUCCAGUCUAGCAGUGCCUCCGGCAUGGCAGCCCUGAACGUCAGAUAAACUGCUUUCAUGAGCCUGGCUGUCUGUAUCCUAAGCCUUCUCCCUUCCUGGGUACAAGCUGUGACUUUCUUUUGCCUGUGAUGCUGACCUUACAGAUUGUCCUUCUAAAGACCUC